UUACAGGUUUUUUCAACGUUCGUCAUCGUUUUUUUUUUAGAUGCUGCUGAAAGGUGUUUUUCUGGUAGCAAUAGUCGUUUCGUUAGUAAACUCUGCUCAAGUGGUGGCGUUCGGAGCUACAACUUUGUAUGCCAAAAAUUCGUCUGUGAAGGAGGCCGAUGUCUGUUUAACAUUUUGAUUUUUCAACAGUUUCUUUUUUUUUUUUUUUACUCAGAAUUGGCUUAA
Messenger RNA from Enterobius vermicularis (human pinworm), 225 nucleotides. The record is from the annotation of a GenBank genome assembly. NCBI's taxonomy places the organism in Eukaryota, Metazoa, Nematoda, Chromadorea, Rhabditida, Oxyuridae.